Molecule: messenger RNA, 1751 nt
Organism: Lutzomyia longipalpis
Lineage: Eukaryota; Metazoa; Arthropoda; Insecta; Diptera; Psychodidae
Product: ectonucleotide pyrophosphatase/phosphodiesterase family member 5-like
Exons: 4
Coding region: 101-1621 (506 amino acids)
Source: RefSeq, a predicted model, not a curated record
AUUUUCUAGCCAAGUGAGCUCAAAAGCAAGAGAACAUAACCUAAAAAUGCGAUAUGGCUCUUCUUUUUUCUCAUUUUUCUGAGAAUUUUCCGGCGUGAAGAUGCGAAAAAGCCGUGAAAAAUGGUGCUCCGUUAGUGUGGCAAUUAUUCUCGUGUGUGUUUGUGUGAAGAGUGUCGUGGGAACGGCGGGAAAUAGUUUGCUUGUGAUUUCCUACGAUGCAUUCCGGAAUGAUUACCUCAGGCGCAACGUAACGCCACAUCUCAAUUCCUUCCGGAAUGAGGGCAUUUCCGUGCCCUUCAUGCGGAAUGUCUUCCCCACGAAAACCUUCCCGAAUCAUCAUACAAUUGCCACGGGUGUCUAUCCGGAAGUUCACGGUGUCACGGCAAAUUCUGUCUUUGACCGAGUGUCCGGGAAGAAGCUGGAGUACGGAUAUCCCCUGUUUCACUACACCGAGGACGUCAUCCCAAUCUGGACGCUCAAUGAGCUGCGAGGUCAGUACUCGGGCUGUAUGAUGUGGCCUGGAAGUGAUUUCGCAUACUCUGGACGCAAUUGCACCUACACCGUGUCCUACAACAGGUUCAUUUCAUGGGAUGAGCGUGUGGACAUUGCCAUGAGUUGGCUGCGGCACAAGGAAAAGCCCGCCAGACUCGUGAUGAUGUAUUUUGAGGAUCCAGACACUCAUGGCCACAUCUACGGGCCAGACUCGAGCGUGAUUAGCGACUUGAUCGUUAAACUGGACAAUCUCACAGCGUCCAUCCAGCAGAAGCUGAAAGCGCUGAAUUUGGCUGAUCGCGUGAAUGUGAUCCAUUUGAGUGAUCACGGAAUGGAGGGGGUGGCAUCGGCAAAGUUCAUUGAUUUGCGCAAAUUCGUCACGAAUGGCACGUGUGACUUCUACGGAACAUCUCCGGUGCUGCAGGUUGUUCCAAUUGCGGGGAAGUUUGAUGAUGUUUAUGGGGAGCUGAAGAAAGGCGCCCAGGUGAAUGGACACUUUAAGGUCUACAGCAAUGGGGAGCUCCUGAAGCGAUGGCACUUUAACAAUUCAGCCAGAACGGGGCCUAUAACUGUCCUUGCGGAUGCAGGCUAUGCAUUCCAGGAUAUGUACGAAGCUGCCGAAUGGUAUGCCAAGAAGUACAAUGUAACAUUCACGCCACAGCACGAGUAUGGGAUUCAUGGGUACGACAAUGAAGGCCUCCCCUCCAUGUACUCCAUGUUUAUGGCCAAAGGCCCGGACUUCCAGCAACACCGAAACAUCACACCCUUCGACACUGUCGACCUCUACAGCCUCUUCGUGAGGAUUCUCAACCUCUCCAAUCCUCCAGCAACCAAUGGAACUCUCGAGCAUGUCGCUGAAGCCCUGAGGACCAGCACGAGCACCUCUUCCGGUACCAAAAAGGAUCCCAAAGUCUCCGCAGCUAUUGUGGCGCUUGGCAGCGCAAUGGUGAGCUUCAGCAUUGUAUCCUUUAUUGCCACAUUUGCAGUUUUAGCUGUGCGAAGGAGACGCGCGAGAGCUUCCUGCGAGGAAGUGGACUUGCCUACAAGUCACGAGGUGACUCUCCUGCUCAAAACUCCGAGUGGGAGCUCUUCGGGAUCCUCAACGGCAACUGAUACUGAUGUCAUUUGACAUGCACUGAAUACACAGAGAUUUAUGAACAAAUUUUUUCACUCAAAACCCAUUUUUUUGGGAAGACUUUUCAUUUAUUUUGUAAUUUAUUUCUUUGCUGCUUAAAUAAACUGUGAUUUUGUAGAAAAAA